Messenger RNA from Exophiala viscosa, 2295 nucleotides. RefSeq names its product origin recognition complex subunit 3. Gene Ontology annotation, molecular function: DNA replication origin binding. The record is from RefSeq and is a predicted model, not a curated record. Bases 108 to 2249 code for a protein of 713 amino acids. NCBI's taxonomy places the organism in Eukaryota, Fungi, Ascomycota, Eurotiomycetes, Chaetothyriales, Herpotrichiellaceae. The transcript is spliced from 2 exons. Gene Ontology annotation, biological process: DNA replication initiation; DNA replication. Gene Ontology annotation, cellular component: DNA replication preinitiation complex; nuclear origin of replication recognition complex; nuclear pre-replicative complex.
CGCUGCCCCAUAAGUAAAGAUGAUGCGGAGAACGCGACUUCAAUUAAACACGCCCGCCGGAGCGCGUCGAUCAAUCUUUCCACCAAUACCCGAUAAAUUGACCGGAGAUGGAGGCUGAAGACAUUGAUGUAGACGACAACACUUUCACAGGGUGUUACAUCUUCAAGCCCGCUGCGGCCGAGCAGGACGAGGAGAUCGACCAUCGGCCAAAGAAAAAGAGAAGGCUAAAUACAUCUGGUGGUUGUGAAACAGGGAUACCAGAGGUCCAUGAAGAUUCUACGUGGCCCAGUCUGCUCGGAGGGCAAGAGUCUACAGAGGCCAGACAAUUAAGACAGCAUCUGUUCCGAACAAUCUGGGGGCGACAGCAGCACAGGAUUGUCGCAAUCGCCGACCAGGUGGACCAUGGCUUCAUCAGCGACAUUUUUGAGUACACGAGUAGCGACUCACCAUCCCGGUUACAUGGCAGAAUCAAGACCGGCUUGAUCACUUCUCCUCCAGGCACGAACACGCAACGACGUCUCCUCCGGAGCUGGAGGGAGAGAGAAUUGCCAGACUCGUCGGCAUUGCUCAUUGAACUUCAGCCUAGUCACGCUCCCAACCUGCAAACAGCGCUGAAAAAUGUCAUCAAGUUUGCUCUAUGUCAGAAAGAGGGUGUGGACGUCUACACGAACUUUCUUGCUGAAACCAAAGCCAUGAUCCCAAUGAACUUUGACCUUGAACUGCUUCAACGGUACAUGGAAAAAAGGGGCAUAUCCAGAAUAAUUGUCUCAAUUCUCGACAUUGAAGCCUUCGACACUGGCAUUUUGUCCGAACUCAUUUCAACCUUUCACUCCUGGUCCGACCGUAUUCCGUUCGUCUUGUUGUUUGGAAUAUCUACCACGGUUGAACUCUUCGAAUCGCGACUCCCUAGGUCUACCAUCAGUCUUCUCGACGCCCGGAUCUUUCAACCAACUAGCUCCGCGAAACAACAUGACCCCCUUUUCGAGGUCUACUCCGCUGCUCAAUGUGAGGAUCCGCACCUAUUUCUCGGCCCUUCUACACUCAAUGUGCUCGCGGAGCUGGCACAAGAUCAAAGCACGACGGUGGACAGUUUUGCGAGAACCAUCAAAUAUGUGUUCAUGUCUCACUUCUUCGCAAACCCCUUGGCUGCUCUGGGCGUAUCGUCCGACGAGUUCAAAGUCCCUAUGCUUCCAUCAUUAGCUCAAGCGAUCCGCAAUACCCCAGGUUUCAAAGUUCAUUGCGAAUCCCUUGCCAAAGGCACCGCCGAAGAGAGACGACGUGCCCGGGACUUAAUCAAGUCAGACGCGGUACUAGAGGAAGAAGUCGUCGAAGUAGUGUGUUCUCAAAAAGAGGACAUGGGAGACAAUCUGAGAGCGAUAAAAUUUUUACAACAGCUAUACCAACAUCUAGCCGGUCCCACGGCUCUACCACCGCUGGAAUCUCAGGUCCAAUUUCUGGCCUCACUCACCAGAUUAACCGAGUCCGAAAUCCACGAAACCAUGGAAUCGUCCCUUGAAGGUAUCUCCAGCAUCGAGCAACUCAAAGCCCUCAUAACCGCCGUGUCAACCACCAUGGAUAAUCACAAUAACUCCAAAACAUUCCCGGGAGACCCUGACGACUCCGACAACGAUAUGCCAAUGCUCGCUGCAUUCCAAAAGUCACUAAACUCCAAGAUGUCAGAGCAAGCCCUUCCGCAACUUCUGGAGUAUUUUAUACCCCUUGUUCGUGAAUACCUGACUGGUAUAACCACAAUUCUUAGUAAGGCAUCGCCACCAUGGACGACGUUCAUGUCCGAAGCCUACACCUACAACCUCAAGCACCCACUCUCAGCCAUUGUCAAUCCACGCGCCCGCUAUUCUCUCGAACGAGCCUUAACAAAACCAGCAGACUAUCUAGGCUGCGAAUGCUGUGUGGCCACGACGCACCACGGUGUCCUCGACAAAUCCUCUCUUCCACCAACGAGUCUGCUUCUCAGCAUGCUCAACGAAGCAGGCACGGUGAUCAACGUGCGUGACCUGUGGGAUGCAUUUCGCGACACUGUUGCCCCAUCACUUGAGGAGGAACAGGCAAAUGGCGCGAAAGACGCUGGCGAGGGCGAAGAGGAGACUAUAGAAGAAGCUACGGAACGGAAAGCGCUGGCACUGUUCUAUCGCUCGCUCGCCGAGUUGCGACAUCUCGGACUUAUCAAGCAGAGUAAGAGGAAGCCCGGGGUCGAUUGUAUCGCGAAGACAGCGUGGAUGGGCUUGUAAAGUAUAGUAUAGUUAUAGUAUAUCAGGGGCUCGCAUAUCAUGAUGU